This is a messenger RNA of Penicillium cosmopolitanum, 930 nucleotides long. RefSeq lists its product as uncharacterized. The coding region runs from base 1 to 930 and encodes 309 amino acids. The record is from RefSeq and is a predicted model, not a curated record. The transcript has a single exon. Lineage: Eukaryota; Fungi; Ascomycota; Eurotiomycetes; Eurotiales; Aspergillaceae.
AUGACGGACAACCUUUCUCAGGACCUCUCUUGGAUCAGAUCUCUCCUGAAUACCCCCGACCUGACGAUUCCACCUCUGGAUAGACAUGGCGACACCCCCAAGCUCCCGCUUGCUACCGAUCAAUAUAGCCCCAAGACUCCAAUUCCCACAUCCAGCCAUCUUAAAUCAACAGCAUCACACGCACCUCAGUUAAAUUCAUGCAACUGCUUCCAACAACUGACCGAACAACUUUCAAAUUUCAAAGCGCUCAGUCACUCCCUUGGUCAGUUACGAUCGGAUUUUAUUCUCACACUAGCUAGAGACGCACUAGCAAGGUGGCAGACACAUCUAAGCUGCCCUAGCUGCCAACAUAACGAAGAUAAGGACAUUCUUAUAUUGUCAGUCAUGGCUCUUCGUGCUCUUUUGAACUUGGUCAAGGAGGUUGGUCAACAUGAGCUUCAAUCACCACAUCAUGCCACUGGUGAUGAAGAUAUCGGCGUGUCUUCGGAAUUAUUUGACGCUGAUCACUCUUGUCUUGGCACAUAUCGGCUUGCUUGCGAGGAGAGGCGCAUAGUUGUGGAUCUUCUUCUGCAUCGAACACUUAGAAGUCUUAACCAGACAACUGAGCAUCUGAGACAGAAGAGCUUAAGAAUGGCAGGAAGCUACGCUAGGAGAAACACAACAUCAAAUUUAUCUUCUCGAUCCGAAAGCUCCGUCUCUCUUCCCGCCAUGAGUUCUUCCGUCUCUUGCAUUCUCCCUGAUGAUCUGAGCAUCGACGGGGGAGCGCAUGACGUCGGUUUGAAAAGAGACAAAGUGUCCUUAGAUGAGCACGAUAAUUACUUACAGGAAUCUUUGCAAGGAUCAACAGCGACUAUUGAGUUUCUUCUGGUUAAGCUCCAAUCCCAUGAUAUGAACCAAAGAACUGACAACUCUGAGAUCUUUGGAUUUUGA